AUGUCUCUCCAAACACCACUGUCAACCCUGCUCAAAAUCCAACAUCCAAUCCUCCUUGCCGGCAUGGCGCGAGCCUCAGGAGCCCCAUUAGCAGCGGCAGUCUCCAAUGCCGGCGGCCUCGGCACCGUCGGUGGGCUGGGGUACACACCGCAGCAGCUAUCUGAGAUGCUGACCGAGCUCAAGUCCCUACUCCGGGACCCAUCGCUGCCAUUCGGCGUCGACCUCGCCCUGCCCCAGGUCGGGGGCAGCGCGCGAGCAACCAACCACGACUACACGCACGGGCAGCUAGACGAGCUGGUCGAGGUGGCGAUCUCGCACGGCGCGAAGCUGUUCGUCUCCGCGGUCGGCGUGCCGCCCGCGAAGACCAUCAAGCGGCUGCACGAGGCCGGCAUACUGAUCAUGAACAUGGUUGGCGCGCCCAAACACGCCGAGAAGGCGCUGCAGUGCGGCGUGGAUAUUGUAUGUGCGCAGGGCGGCGAGGGCGGCGGCCAUACGGGCGAUGUGCCCUUUUCUGUGCUUGUCCCCGCUGUUGUUGAUGUGGCGCGUCGGUAUCGUAGCCCGCUUACUGGCCAGCCGGCGCUGGUGGUUGCCGCGGGUGGGAUCAAUGAUGGGCGCAGUUUGGCGGCGUCGCUGAUGCUUGGGGCUGCUGGUGUCUGGGUGGGCACGCGGUUUGUGGCGUCGGAGGAGAGUGGUGCUAGUCGGCUGCAUAAGGAGGCUGUUAUUGGGGCAAGAUAUGGAGAAACUUGCCGCACGCUGGUUGUUUCGGGUCGGCCGUUGCGCAUGCUGCCGAAUGACUAUGUCAAGGAUUGGGAGAGUCGGCCGGCGGAGAUUGCUGAGUUGACUGCCAAAGGCGUUGUGCCGAUGAUGCACGAUCUGGAGAAUGAGAAGGAUAUCGAUAUGCCGUUCUUGAUGGGUGAUGUGUCGGCGAGUGUCAGCGAGAUCAAGCCGGCCGGUGUUAUUGUGAGGGAAAUGGUCCAGCAGGCUGUGGAUAUGCUGAGAGUAGGAGGUUCGUAUAUUCACGGCCAAGGAAGUAAACUGUGA
Molecule: messenger RNA, 1041 nt
Organism: Penicillium alfredii
Lineage: Eukaryota; Fungi; Ascomycota; Eurotiomycetes; Eurotiales; Aspergillaceae
Product: NAD(P)H-dependent flavin oxidoreductase
Exons: 1
Coding region: 1-1041 (346 amino acids)
Molecular function (GO): nitronate monooxygenase activity
Source: RefSeq, a predicted model, not a curated record